Durio zibethinus is the source of this 2560-nucleotide messenger RNA. RefSeq names its product phosphoglucomutase, chloroplastic-like. The record is from RefSeq and is a predicted model, not a curated record. Gene Ontology annotation, cellular component: cytosol. Gene Ontology annotation, molecular function: magnesium ion binding; phosphoglucomutase activity. Lineage: Eukaryota; Viridiplantae; Streptophyta; Magnoliopsida; Malvales; Malvaceae. Gene Ontology annotation, biological process: carbohydrate metabolic process.
GUUCACAUGGAAGAUGAGAUAGAUUUACGAUGUCAAGAUAAGCGUUUUCCAACGUACAUGUGGCACUCAAUUCCUCAUUGUUUUUCUAAAAUUUAGAGCCAAAGGAAAAAAAGUAAAGAGCAGCUUGCUCAGUCUCACAUCUCUCCUACUUUCCCUCCUCUUCUCUUCCUCAAAUCAAUACUAAUAAAACAAACCCAACCCUCAUUGAUCCAUUCAGCCCUGAACAGAAGAAAAAGAUCAUCCUAAAGUUAAUAUAGACAUGGCUUCUUGUUGCAACUCCAUGAGACUGGAAGGUUUCUGCUCUUCUGCUUUCAGAUCAUCAAAUGCCUUUCCCGUCCCUUCUUUUUCUUCUCAUCUCUAUACCCAUCGCUUCCCUCUCAAAAAGAUUUCCUUUUCAGUAUCACACUCUCCUUCUUUCACCAUCAAAGCUUCUUCUUCCUCCACCACCAUUGCUGAGCCUGAAGGCAUCAAGAUAAAUUCAGUUCCAACUAAGCCGAUUGAAGGGCAGAAGACUGGGACAAGUGGGCUUCGGAAAAAGGUUAAAGUUUUCAUGCAAGAGAAUUACCUUUCAAAUUGGAUCCAGUCGUUGUUUAAUUCAUUGCCACCAGAGGAUUACAGGAAUGGAGUGUUGGUUUUAGGAGGCGAUGGACGAUACUUUAACCGUGAAGCUGGGCAGAUAAUUAUCAAAAUUGCUGCCGGAAAUGGUGUCCGCAAAAUUUUGGUUGGCCGGGAAUGUAUUAUGUCCACACCAGCUGUUUCUGCUGUAAUUAGGAAGAGGAAGGCCAAUGGUGGAUUUAUCAUGAGUGCAAGCCAUAAUCCUGGAGGCCCUGAAUAUGACUGGGGUAUCAAGUUUAACUACAGCAGCGGGCAACCUGCACCUGAAUCCAUCACUGACAAGAUCUAUGGGAAUACACUUUCUAUCUCUGAGAUUAAAAUGGCUGAGAUUCCUGAUGUUGACCUUUCUCGCCUUGGAGUUACAAAGUAUGGAAACUUCAGUGUUGAGGUUGUAGAUCCAGUUUCCGACUAUUUGGAAUUAAUGGAGACUGUGUUUGAUUUUGAGCUAAUCAGAAGUCUUCUCUCAAGAUCAGAUUUUAGGUUUGCAUUUGAUGCCAUGCAUGCUGUUACCGGUGCUUAUGCAAAACCCAUUUUUGUGGACAAGCUAAGAGCCAGCCCGGAUUCUAUAUCGAAUGGAGUGCCUCUGGAGGACUUUGGACAUGGCCAUCCAGAUCCUAAUCUUACGUAUGCAAAGGAUUUGGUCAAUACCAUGUAUAGUGAGAAUGGACCUGAUUUGGGGGCAGCAAGUGAUGGGGAUGGCGACAGAAACAUGAUUCUCGGUAAAAAAUUUUUUGUCACCCCUUCAGACUCAGUUGCAAUUAUUGCUGCAAAUGCACAAGAAGCAAUCCCAUACUUUACGAGUGGUCCUAAGGGUUUAGCUCGAUCCAUGCCAACUAGUGGUGCUCUUGAUCGUGUUGCCGAAAAAUUGAGUCUUAGUUUUUUUGAGGUUCCCACUGGCUGGAAAUUUUUUGGAAAUCUUAUGGAUUCUGGAAAGUUGUCAAUUUGUGGGGAAGAAAGUUUUGGUACUGGUUCAGAUCACAUUCGUGAGAAGGAUGGCAUAUGGGCUGUUUUAGCAUGGCUCUCAAUUAUUGCAUAUCGGAACAAAGACAAGAAACCAGGAGAGAAAUUGGUGUCUGUCUCUGAUGUUGUCAAAGAACACUGGGCAACUUAUGGAAGAAAUUUCUUUUCUAGAUAUGAUUAUGAAGCAUGUGAAUCUGAAGUUGCCAACAAAAUGAUUGAAUACCUUAGAGAUUUGGUCUCAAAGAGUCAGGCAGGUGAAAACUAUGGAAACUAUGUCCUUCAGUUUGCUGAUGACUUUGCAUACACUGAUCCUGUGGAUGGAAGUGUGGCCUCAAAGCAAGGUGUUCGAUUUGUUUUCACAGAUGGUUCAAGGAUUAUAUUUCGUUUAUCGGGAACUGGUUCGGCUGGUGCUACAAUUCGAAUCUACAUUGAACGGUUUGAACCGGAUGCUUCCAAGCAUGACAUGGAUGCCCAAGUGGCACUGAAGCCAUUAAUAGAUUUGGCGUUGUCUGUGUCAAAGCUGAAGGACUUCACAGGAAGGGAGAAACCUACAGUCAUCACUUAAAAGCACACUCUCUGCUAAACCUCACCUAUCAACUGCCAUCUGAAGUGACUCUAGGAUGGUUGAGCAAUCCUUCAUUCUUGCCCUCUGUUCAGUUUUAUCUUAUGCUAUGUUAGUAUGGCAUUGUGGAAUUGAUUCCAUUAACUGAUGUGAAUUAUUUACACGGAAAUAAAACAUCUAGCUUCUGCUAGAUUCAGUGAAAAUAGAUUGAAAUAGACUCCGUGCAGAUAGCUGGAAGAUGCAUUUUGACCAAUGUGGAAGCUAAUGCAUCUUAUGCAUGGCUUGGCUGAGCCAUUUUUCAUUCGCAAACCAACGUGGCUCAUGCUUCUGUGCGUCUCCUUUUCAGAUGCUGAAAGUGAAAUAUGCGAUUGAUUAAUUGUAGUCGUUUUUGAAAUGAUCCUUUGUUUUGGUCCUUCGUAUGCA